AUGACAGGUAUUAGGGAUGAGACAGUAGUACCUAAGGAUGAAGAAGAACUAUUGAAUUACUUUCUUGAUGUGCGUGUCCAACUUUCGAAAAUGAAGCAAGACAGAAAACAAUUUUUGCAUUCAAAGGAUGUUAGAGCUACUUAUCAAAGAGUGCUUACUAAAGUACGGGAGUUGGAUGAACUUCGUAAAAGGAAAUUAGGUAUUAUGGGCGCUAAUGCUGCUAAAAUUACUUUGAUUCACUCUCCUGAAGUUCGUACUCGGGUUGAUUCGGUCAUUGAUGAUAUCUUUCAAUUAUUGUGUUUAAGCUUCCUGACAGUAGGAUUGAAGAAUGGUGCAGCGGCAAAAUAUUCAUCGUUAAGCACUGUCCAGAGCCUCUUAGAACAUUUAGACGAGUCCGGUGUCUUUACCCAUCAUGAUCUGGGGCCUAUAAAAGAGCGCCUUGAUGAAAUAGUAGGUAUUGUUAAUAAAAAUAACACCCCAGAUACAACUGAGUCUACAAUAGAAGACAACGAAGUUUUAGAGCAGUUAGAUGCGGAGAAAAGAGCAAACAAGGUUGAAGAAUAUUUAUUGAUACAAGCAAAGUUACAAAGUUGUCUUACUAAGUAUCAAGAGGUGAAGGAUAAGCUUGAGGCAAUCCCUGAAGCGUUGCAGCCUUUCAUAGAGCAAUUGUUCCAGAUUAGGCGGGAGCUGCUGUCGUUAGCAGCACUUAAAAUAGAUAUCGAUGAUUCAAAUAAGAGCAAAGAUCCUCUAGAUGCGGUAUCAGAGGAUGAUAUUACUGAUGCUCUAGAGGAUUUAAAGGAGAGACUGGCUGAAAUCGAAAGGAUGCUCAACCAAGACUGCAAUGAAGAUGGCAAAAUUAUUGUGGUAGGUGAAUCUGAAAACGAACCUGAGCAAGGCAACUCUGUGUUAAAUGGGCUGCUGGACGAUUGUCAUGAUAUUAUCAACGAUCUAUCCCACAAGACUAAUAAGGGGUUGGUUUUAGACCCUAUGAUCAAGCCUAUUUACGAAGAAGUAAGUAAAAUUAAAGCGACCUUGGAAAAUCUUUUAGUUACCAGAAGAUGGGCCCUAAGAGAAACCGACUUAUUCACUUAUCAAAAAAGACUAUCUGAACUAGAUAGCCUGCGCGUUAACUCUAAAUUUCCAUCACAAUCGAAGGAUUAUAAAGGUCAAGCUGUAUUGUUAUAUUUAUUGCGUAGGUGUUACGCCCUUAUUUACAAGCUACUGGAGUCUAGUGAGCCAGUAUCAGAGUCUUUGCAGCAUAUUCACAACCAGUCUUCAGCUGUUCGUCGUUGUCUACUAGAACUAAAACGAAUGGGAGGUGUUGAUCACGAACGUGAGCUCUACCCAUAUCAAAUGAAAUUGGCCUCAUUAGAUAAUAUGCGAGUAGAUGGCAAGUUUUACGAUGCAGAUGGCAACAUUCCAGAAGGUCAAGGCACCCUAAACGUUCUGCUAGCGGAAUGCUUCGAUAUCCUCCAUGAGAUGAAAAUUGAGUUGGAACUACGAGAAGAAGAAGCCCAGGCUGAAAGCCAGUGUGGCGCCAAUAAACCUGCAAUCGAUAAAAAUAUUCAGAUGACAAAAGACACAAGUAACUGUGAUAUACCAGCUUCCAGGCAAGCUGCGAGGUACUUGGACGUAUAUGAUUAUAGCCUAAGCAGCCACUACAAUUUUAAUGAUGAGACCAAUUAUAGCUACAGCAGCUACGAAGAUGAUGACACAGCAAAUUAUGAAUAG
Molecule: messenger RNA, 1731 nt
Organism: Eremothecium sinecaudum
Lineage: Eukaryota; Fungi; Ascomycota; Saccharomycetes; Saccharomycetales; Saccharomycetaceae
Gene: CUB1
Product: Cub1p
Exons: 1
Coding region: 1-1731 (576 amino acids)
Cellular component (GO): nucleus; cytoplasm
Source: RefSeq, a predicted model, not a curated record